CUUGGUUGUGACAGUAAUGUCAUGACUGCUCACUCUCUCGACGCCGAGUCGAAAUCCGCGCUUGCGUCGAGCCUAACGCGACUCACGCUCGCUGCUCGCCAGAAGCUGCACCGCACGCACGCGAGCCCCGACCGUCCAGCGCAACAGCAAGACAAUGCUGACGACGAUGAUGAUGAUGAUUCCGGUGCGUGCGGCCGCGCAGCCAUCGAGCACGACGACGUGUUCAGUCGGAUCAACGACGACACGCGCUACGAGAAGCUCCUCGAUUGGCUCUGCUGCUGGUUCUUUCCCAGCCAGCCACGACCGGCGGAGGAGGUGGACAUUCUCGCAGACCCAUCUGCCAGACCAGACGAACUGCCGUCGAGCAACCAGGGCGCUGUAUCGCGAGCCGUGCUGAUCGAGCUGGGCGGCCUCGAAUUUCUGAGCGCGGCGCUGCUCAGUCCGAACGACGAAAAACUGGUCAAUGUUGUGGUGCGAGCGAUCGGGUACUUGUUGCAAUGUCCUGAUACCUGGCGUAUGCUGGAAAGUGGGCUUGCCGGUUGCGUAGAUCAAGCAAGCCACUUGUUGCAACUGGUGGUCGCUUUGCUGUGUGAUCCGCACUCGUCAGAUCCGGUCGCUCACGCUGCUGUGGAUGCCAUCUCUCGUAUUCUGUCUCAUGCGGAAGGCGUGGCUGCCAUCAGCGCCUGCUGGGGCGACGUUUGCGCACAGCUCGUCAAGACGUUGGUCAGGCCAGACUCGAGUGAAUUUGUUAUUGUCGAUAUCUACAACCUUGUCGCAUGUGCCACAUUGGCAUCAACGCCCUCAAGUAUCUUAGCCAGUGGACUAUUCUGUGUCGGUGUUCCAGACUCGAUAAGACCGCUGAUUGUCCUGCGCCAAAGCGUCGCAGUACUCGCUCUCUUUCAUCUCAGCCCCAAUGCCGACCUUGUUUUGGCUGUGCCUGAUGCAGGGCUAAAGUAUCAAUCUGCAAUACCGUCUCCUGCAUGCCCAAUCCACCCUGUCGAGGCGCUCGGUGCAUACCUGCACAAGCAUGCCGUUCUCCCACUCGCUCUGGCCCUUGUUCAUGAGGAAGGCCAUGCUCUUGCAUCUAUUUCGUUUGAUGUGCUUGAAUCCUGGCUGCGUUGUGCAUGUCGAGCACCAUCCGAUGGUUUGUGGGCGAGUUUCUUUGUCAAUCAGGACGAGCCCUGCGCACCCUUGCUCGUCGCCACUCAAACACGCGUGUUCAACGCCCUCUCCUUGCCCAUUCGACAAAGGGUAAAUGUUCAGCAGUCCCACCCGACGAGAUUGCAGCUUCGCAUCCUCGGUCAACUUUGCACCCUGUUCUUGCUGCUUCCGCGACCACAGUUUGCUGGUGUGAUUGCGGCGACCAAGCAAUCAGUGCAACAGCUACUGUUGGCUAUUUUGGACCAGCUCACACAGGCCAUGGAUGACCGCAUGUCACCAGAAUCCGUCUACUCUGCUUUGCACGCUUGUCACGCAUUUGCCCAAUCUGCCGAUUUGUCCAGCGAUGAUGCGCUCCUCUUCGCCCUGCGCGCUGGGGCAUGGAUUGAGCAGUCAACAAUGAGGCUGCCGCGACGCUGCGUGCUUGCGGCGCUGGACGUCCUAUCCGUCACUCUGCGUCAAGAAACAUUGACGGCUCAAGGGGCCGCCGUUGCCCCCUGCUUGAAUGUCUUGAGCACCCUCGCCACCCAAGCGUUUGAUCCGACAAUCCAGGCGCGUGCCAUGCUGCUCUCAAUUCGGAUUGGGUGCGCCAUGAACAAUCUCGAUGCUGCAGCUGCGCUACUGGAAGGCCAGCUCAACAAUUUCACGACCGACCAGUGGGAAACGCACGAUAGCAUUGUUCAACUCGUGACCCUCCUUCUUUGGUUUAUCCUUCAGCAUUCUGAAUCAGCCGAGUCGAGUUCAGCUCGUGAUUACAUGACCAACAAGCUCGCUGUUUCCUGGAAAGAGCUCGAGGCUGAUCUGCAGCCGACCCCUGCGGCUUUGGCUCAGUACCGAAGCCUGGUAUCGCGACUCUACCAGGGUAGCUUUCUUCCUCGCAUAUUAUCACGGCAACUCGUCCGCCAGCCAACCAACACCUACCUUCGUGCCUCCGUCGGCGCUUUUCUCUGCUGCCUUCUCCCAAGCACCUGGCUGUGGCAAGGAGCGUCCCUCCUGUCGGCACUGCACCCCGAUACAGCGCAAGCGAGCUUGACUGAAAGUCUUCUUCCGCUCUGCAUCCAGCUCCUCUCUGACGAUGAGGCGUUUCCACGCCGGGCUGGAGCCACUUGCGUCGCUGCCUGGGUUGCAUCCGUGCCUGUCGUGCAGCAACAUCUUGCGCAGCAGUUGUAUCGAUCGGUACUGGGCGAAAGUGUAUGCACGACCAGCAAUGGGCAUCCUUGCUCGACAACCUUGGGCGCAAUGCUCCUCGAGUGCUUGGACCUCAUGCAUCGGGAUCUCGAUUGGGAGGUCCGUCGAUCGUACAUUGACGCAAUCGUCCAUCUGUCGCAGGGCAGCUCGCAAGAGUGCAGAAAUUUGGCGUCGAGUCAAACGAGCAUUGCCGUGGAUGGCUUGCAGCGCUUAGUCACGACGGAUGAGGAUCCAGUUGUUCGCCGACACGCAGCCUUUGCCCUCGAACAAAUUCUAACCAGCAGUGGCACGCUGCAUGUUGAUUCCCUCCAGCACCUCCGUGAGACGAUUGUGGACGCGUUGCGCGACACAGCUCAUGACAACAGCGUCCGCGCGCUUAGUGACGUUCGCAUUGACGCGCUCGAAGAAUUGUUCGGUGUUGGCACGCUUGCUCGAGCCGACAAUGUUGAUUGCUACUAACAUCGAGCAACCAAAGCGGGAAGUACUCGACAAGUUUGACUGAAACGGUUGAAGCGUGAUUCGCGAUGAAAUUUUUGGAUGAUGGAAAAAUCAUGUCUGCAUCAUGGACUGAACGAACUAGUGGACUUGAAUCUACGAGUUCUGCCGAAACUCCUCGCUUCUCGGUGGUCGCGCCCCACAAUAAACUGAUCUGGUCGACAAAGUCAACGUCGCUCAGAUUUGAGCACAUUCGAG
This is a messenger RNA of Capsaspora owczarzaki ATCC 30864, 3039 nucleotides long. RefSeq lists its product as hypothetical. The coding region runs from base 22 to 2805 and encodes 927 amino acids. Lineage: Eukaryota; Filasterea; Ministeriida; Capsasporidae. The transcript has 3 exons. The record is from RefSeq and is a predicted model, not a curated record.